GGAGAGGAACAGUCCGCUGAGGACGCGGAGGACGGACCGCCCGAACUGCUGUUCAUUCACGGCGGACACACCGCUAAGAUUUCCGACUUCUCCUGGAAUCCCAACGAGCCGUGGAUUAUCUGCUCGGUGUCUGAGGACAACAUUAUGCAAGUCUGGCAAAUGGCCGAAAAUAUAUAUAACGACGAGGAACCGGAGACACCGGCAGCCGAGUUGGAGUCCACGUCAUAA
Oppiella nova is the source of this 228-nucleotide messenger RNA. Lineage: Eukaryota; Metazoa; Arthropoda; Arachnida; Sarcoptiformes; Oppiidae. The record is from the annotation of a GenBank genome assembly.